Nestor notabilis (Kea) is the source of this 717-nucleotide messenger RNA. RefSeq names its product replication factor C (activator 1) 5, 36.5kDa (gene RFC5). Gene Ontology annotation, molecular function: DNA binding; DNA clamp loader activity. The annotation marks the transcript as partial. Gene Ontology annotation, biological process: DNA repair; DNA-templated DNA replication. NCBI's taxonomy places the organism in Eukaryota, Metazoa, Chordata, Aves, Psittaciformes, Psittacidae. The record is from RefSeq and is a predicted model, not a curated record. The transcript has 8 exons. Gene Ontology annotation, cellular component: DNA replication factor C complex; nucleus.
GGGCCCAUCCUGAGCUUUGCCAGCACCAGGACCAUCUUUAAGAAAGGCUUCAAGCUUGUCAUCCUGGAUGAAGCCGAUGCCAUGACCCAGGAUGCUCAGAACGCCUUGAGGCGAGUGAUCGAGAAGUUCACUGAAAACACCCGGUUUUGCCUCAUUUGCAACUACCUGUCCAAGAUCAUCCCUGCGCUGCAGUCCCGCUGCACACGGUUCCGCUUCGGGCCCCUCACCCCGGAGCUCAUGGUGCCCCGGCUCCAACACGUCAUACAGGAGGAGGGGGUGGAUGUGACCGAGGAUGGGAUGAAGGCUCUGGUGACCCUCUCGAGCGGUGACAUGCGCAGAGCCCUCAAUAUCCUGCAGAGCACCACCAUGGCCUUCGGGAAGGUGACGGAGGAGAACGUCUACACGUGCACGGGGCACCCCCUUGAGUCUGACAUCGCCAACAUCCUCGAGUGGAUGCUGAACCAGGACUUUUCCACCGCCUACCGCAGAAUCAUGGAGCUGAAGACGCUGAAGGGCUUGGCCCUGCAGGACAUCCUCACUGAGAUCCACCUCUUCGUGCACAGAGUCGAUUUCCCACCCUCGGUGCGCAUCCAGCUGCUGAUUAAAAUGGCAGAUAUUGAGUACCGUCUGGCUGCUGGGACCAGUGAGAAGAUCCAGCUGAGCUCCCUCAUCGCAGCUUUCCAGUGCACCAGGGACCUGAUCGUGGCCGAAGCCUGA